UGGGGGCCAGGAGUGAGAGGAGCAGGUUUGGCUCUCCCAGGAAGGAGGGGACAGGUACCAUGAUCCCAGAGGAGGUUCAGCGGCUCCUGGAAGAUGCUGAAAGCUACCUGGCAGAUGGCCUGCAGAAGGAAAACUUGAGUGCUAAAGCCAGGGAGCAGAGGGAUGCAAUCCUCUUUGACUUCCAGCAAGUUAAAGCCAGGUACCACUUGGAAUUUGUGCCCCGAGGACAGGAUCAGCAUGAGGCUGGCUUUGGACAGGACAGCUCUGAUGAAAAUCAGAGCUGGGGUUUGGCCCCUUCCAUGACGUCUGAUGCUUCGCUUCCAUCAGACUUCCAGGACGAUGGACUGGAGGAGAGCACCCCAAAGCCCCUUGAAGACACAGGCCAUGUGCUGAAGCAGGGCUACCUGGAGAAGAGGAGUCGAGAGCACAGCUUUUUUGGGUCAGAGUGGAAGAAGCGUUGGUGUGUCCUCAACAGGGAGACCUUCUACUACUAUGCCAAUGAGAAAAGCAAGCAGCCCAAAGGCAGCUUCUCCAUCAGUGGCUGCAGUGCCAGGCUGGCUGCCCACCUGCGCAAGGAUGCCCGCAGGAGCUGCUGCUUCGAGGUGACCUCCCCUGGGAAACGUCCCUAUGAGUUCACAGCCCCAAGCCCAGCAGAGGCUGAAGAUUGGGUGGAUCAGAUCCAGUUCCUCCUGAAAGACCUGAGCUCCCUCACCAUCCCCUGUGAUGAAGAGGAUGAGGAAGAGCUCUACAACGACGUGGACAGCUCUGACUCUGUGAACACAACCUCCCACAGCACCACCCUGAACCAGGAGGAGCCAAACAUGGAGAUGGAGGAUGACAUCUAUGAGGUUCUGCCAGCGAGGAGCAGGACCUUCCACUUGGCCUCGUUGAAUGUCCUGAGCUUUGUGGGUUGUUGUUUAUUUUCUCUCCUUUCCCUAGAUGAGGAGCUGGAAUCCCACAGCCUAGAGGACACCAAGGACACCAGGAGUGAAGAGCAAAGUGGACAGCUGUUCCCAGAUGCUCUCCAAGGGGACUACUCUAACUACUACCAGGGCUUGUGGGACUGCAGCGCUGAGCAUCCGGACGAGCUCUCCUUCCACCGUGGGGACCUCAUCUACAUCCUAAGCAAGGAGUACAACGCCCAUGGCUGGUGGGUUGGAGAGCUCAACCACGAGGUUGGCAUCGUCCCCAGGGACUACCUGAUGCCAGCCUAUGAGCUGGAGGAGCGGUGAGGACCUUGGCACCUCAGAUCCAGGUGCUUCCCUCCCUGGCCACGCUGAGACACCAGCAGCAACACCAGCCCCAGCCUCCUCCUGGGCUGCACUGCACGAAGAUAGACCCAGGAGCCACCACACCCUGUGCCCCAGGGCCCUGCUCUGCUCCCUGGUACCCUCUGUGAUGCCAGCUGGGCAUGGGGAGGGCAGAGUGGGGGGCUGGGAGCCCACAAUAAAGCCUU
This is a messenger RNA of Pogoniulus pusillus (Red-fronted tinkerbird), 1456 nucleotides long. It is a transcript of the gene SKAP1, whose product is annotated as src kinase associated phosphoprotein 1. NCBI's taxonomy places the organism in Eukaryota, Metazoa, Chordata, Aves, Piciformes, Lybiidae. The transcript is spliced from 14 exons. Gene Ontology annotation, cellular component: cytoplasm; plasma membrane. The record is from RefSeq and is a predicted model, not a curated record. The coding region runs from base 60 to 1232 and encodes 390 amino acids. Gene Ontology annotation, molecular function: protein binding.